UACCCGGUGAUAAGAACUGGGAACUCGCUUGCGUUCGCGUGUGCGAGAACGCGACCACAAAGGUCAUCGCCCAACUCCCGGCUUGUCUCCUCCGCCCUUCUCUCUGUCACUCGCGGCGAGGGGAGAGCAAUGGUGUCCGCCUCUCUUUCCUUCGUGCUCUACUCCUCAUCUUUCUAUUCGUUCCCGUCCAAAUCCCCUUUCGACGCUUCAUCGGUUCCAUCGAUCCCAUUCCCUCGCUCCUUGCGAAUCGCUGGACCCCUAAAUCCCCGGCCAUUGCUCUCCUCUCUAUCUUCGUCGUUUUCUUCUUCCCGCCGGAUAAAUUAUCCGAAGGCAAGAGUGGUUGCGAAGCUCUCCGCUGCGAUCGAUGAUGAUUCCGCUGGAGCGGAGCAGUUCCUGGAGAACAAUUCCAUCUCGGCUUUCAUGAGAUUCAGAAGGGGCGAUGGGGGCGAAGGCGACGGCGGCGGCGAGCUGCAGACGGCCGUUGUCAGCUAUCGGAAGAAGUUUCCGUGGUCAUUGCUCGAUCCAUUUCUCCAGGUGGAUUUGGUAUCGACAAUCCACAUUGCAGACAAAGAAUACUUUGAGACCCUGCAAAAAGGACUUGAACUUUAUGAUCGUGUCCUCUAUGAGAUGGUGACAAGCAGGGAUAACCUAGAGAAUAGGAGAUACUCAGUAUCUACUAAAAGGCCAAAAACUUCACGUUCUAAGGGCUUCAAUAUUCUUGGAUUCAUUCAAAGGAAGAUGGCUCAAAUUCUUUCGCUGGAUUUCCAAUUAGAUUGUCUUAAUUAUGAGGGUGAAAAUUGGCAUCACGCAGACCUUGACUAUGAGACUUUCAAGCUACUUCAGCAUGAAAGAGGCGAAAGCUUUUUCACAUUUGCAAAAGACAUGACUCUCAAAUCGACAAAAGCAUUUGUGCAACCAGCAUCCAUACGAGAUGAUCUUGGGCCUUGGAGAUCAACGCUACUUUGGGCUUCCCGGGUGCUACCCAUGCCACUUGUCGGACUUUUUAUCAUCAGCAGCAUUUGUGCACCUUUGGAAAGUCAGACCGCAGAAAAACCUGAGCUAGAAGCACUGUCGAGGCUGGAUUUUGGAGCUGCGAUGAAGAUUUUCCUGGCCAAGCGGCUAACUUCAGAGUUCACAGCUAUAACUGCAGCCCUAGAGGAGAAAUCAGUUAUAAUUGGCGAAAGGAAUAGAGCUGCGACUGUGGCAUUGCAUAGCGCAAUAGAGAGUGGGAACAAGAGAGUAGCAGUGCUGUAUGGAGGUGGGCAUAUGCCAGACUUGGGAAGACGAUUACGUGAAGAGUUUGACAUGGUACCCUGUCGAGUGCAGUGGAUAACAGCUUGGUCGAUAAGGAAUCGAGAGCUUGAUAGCAACUCGCUCCCGUUCCUUAGGACAUUGGCCAAGCUAUCAGGUUGGCCUCUGAACAGGUCAGAUAUGAGUGGAAGAUGGUGCAUGGUUGCUGACACAGAGUCUGCCUAGACAAAAGUUGUGUCUGCCAUCUAGAGUAGGAGAAUGCCUCUCUAAAGCUGUUUCGAUUUAUAAUCAUCUUGAGAAGUUUAUUUUAGCUGAUGCUGCACAGUAAAGGUCACGGACUCACGGUGCUUUGGAGUCAAGACAAUACCUAUCUAAGUGUUUCAGGCAUUGUCAGAGCACCAGCCAAACGGUCUGCCAUAGCACUAGUGAUGAUCAAACUCGACACGACCUUAUCAGUUUCUGAAUCCUGGAUGUCCACAAGCUCCUCCGGCCUAACCUCCAAAUUAUGCCAGGUUGAGCCCAUAGACUCCCUGCGACAUGGUUAACAUGUUGAGAACUAAGCCCACGAAGAUCUAGAUCUUGGAUAACGCAGCUCAAGAAUGGGUUCUUUUCGUCGUAGCUCAAUCAGGUACAACCUCAGCCUGCAACCAAGCAGUUAGUUUGGGUUGACACCAACAUAAACCGUAUCCAACCAUUGUUUCCAACUGCAUCCUGAUUGCUUCAUGAAAAAUUUCUGGCUGCAAACUCAGUUUUGGAAGAGUAUCUAAAAGUUAUGCUGCCGUUGUGCUGCUCUUACAAUAUUUUUAUUGUUCUCUGAGAAUUUAUUUAGUUUAAGCAUCAGAUGAUCAUCUACAGGACAUUUUUUGAUAAGAAGAUUUCUUCA
Molecule: messenger RNA, 2134 nt
Organism: Phoenix dactylifera (date palm)
Lineage: Eukaryota; Viridiplantae; Streptophyta; Magnoliopsida; Arecales; Arecaceae
Product: thermosome subunit gamma
Source: RefSeq, a predicted model, not a curated record